AUGAAUUAUAAUACAGCAAACCCUGGAGGUAUAACAGAUACUUCAUUAUUGAGUACAUCACUAUCUAUGGCGGAGCAUUCUCAUGAAAAAGUCUCAACUCCGAUCGGAUCUAGCUCCAAUCCGUCAAACUCAACAACAACAACUACCGGUCCUAAAGCAACUACCACCACUGGCAAGAAACAAAAGAAUAUUCCAUUGGAAUUAACAGCGUAUGGUACAACACCAUCAGGUAAACCACGUUUAUUUGUAUGUCAAGUUUGCACAAGAGCAUUUGCUCGUUUGGAACAUCUACGAAGACAUGAAAGAUCACAUACCAAAGAAAAACCAUUCAGUUGUGGAGUAUGUCAACGUAAAUUCAGUCGUCGUGAUUUAUUAUUAAGACAUGCUCAGAAAUUACAUGCAGGUUGUUCAGAUGCAAUAACUAGAUUAAGAAGAAAGUCAAUUAAACGUUCUCAACUGGGUCAAGAUGAUGAUGCAGACAUGGGAGAUGAUGAUUCUGGUGAAACUACACCUAUAGCCAGAGCCAAAAAUAAUGAUCCAGUGGAGUUUAAUUUGAAUCUUUUUGAUACUAGUCCUGAUGUAAAUACUUCAAAAUCAAAGAUUACUAAGUCUAGUUCUAAAAGAAGUUCUAUGAUAGGAACAAGUAAACGGGGUUCAAAUACUUCUACUACUAAUUCAACUAGAAAGAAUUCAUUAGCUGCACCAUUACAAAGACAAGCUGUCAAGAGAGGGAUUUCUGGAGUUAAAAUGAGAAGAGGUGCUUCAUUUUCAGCACAAUCUGGUCCAAAUUAUGCUGCCCGUGAACCUGAAUUUACUGAGAAUUAUCCAAAUACCGAAAAUGUUCAAUUUUCGACUCCUCAAUUAGGUCCAACUGCUUUUAAUGAUGAAAUGAAUUGGUUAGGUAGUUUAUCUUCUAUUCCAGGCUUAUCAGACAAUUCUAAUUCAAUGAUGAAUAAUCAACAAUUUGGUAAUCAACAACAACAAUCAUUCACAAAUGCUGCAAAUUUCGCAUCAAAUCAACUUGGUUCUGAACGAUCAACAAGUGUACACAGUGUUAAUUUUGAUGCAUCGUUUAUAAUGCCAGGUGCAGCAAUUGCAAAUCAAAUUCAAAAUGCCAUGAACCAACAGGAACACCCACAACAAGUACCGCCAUUACAUCAACUUCAAGUACAACAACAGCAACAGCAUCAACAACAUCAACAAUCAAUGGGUCGCACUCCAAUACUGCAUAUCGCCUCACCAAAUCAUCCAAUAACGCUUGGACAACAAGAUUCAAAUAUCAAGACUGAAGAUUAUAGUGAUUUCGGAUAUUCAUUUUAUGACGUUCCUGAACAUUUAUUACCUUCCGAACCACCACUUACCCAUCCCAUACAAGGUUUUAGAACAUUAACUCCAAUCAAACAAGAAUCUGAAUCUCCUGUGGCUGAAGUACAGAAAUUAAAGAACCAUGAUACUGGAAAUAACAUGGAUCUUGAUUUAACUUUUCUUAAUGAUAUUGAUGAAUUAUAUCAUGGAUUUGAUUUUAAUUCCAAAUUUAUACCUGGUGGUUAUUCGUUAUAUGUUGAUAAUCAUUCCGCUAGUUCUUCUGGCAUCGAUGCUAAUUCACCUAUUAAUUUGAUUUCACCUUCUAAUAUGAACAAUUAUGAUAUGAAUAAACCAGGUAGUGUUAUUUCAGAACCACCCCAGAAUGGAAGUAAUGGAUAUGAUCGUCAGAAUAUUUUGAUGUCUCAACAAAUGCAACAACAACUUGGAAGUCCUGAUUUUAAUAGAAAUUUAGCUGAUAUUCAUGGAUCUCCCCAUCCCCAACAACAACAACAACUCCAUCAACAGCAACAACAUCAUCAACCACAACCACAACCACAACAUAUUGACCAUGCAAUGAUGAAUAGAUUGAAAUUGAAUAAUUAUUCCCGGAAUAAAUUGUUUACCAAUCAUAUGAGGCAUAUGAUUAAUAAAGCAUUAGGUAAAUAUCCAAUCAGUGGCAUUAUGACUCCAACAAUCCCAUCAAAUGAAAAAUUGGAAUUUUAUCUUACAACAUUCAUCCAAGUAUUUCUUAGUCAUUUCCCAUUUAUACAUAUUUCCAAAUUAAAUGAAUAUGAAAUUAUGAAUAUGACUUCGAAUGAAGAUAUGAAUAAUGAAAGUGCUCGAGUUUGUUUACCUUUAUUAAUUGCCACUAUGGGUGCAUUAUUGGCCAAUAAUAAGAAUGAUGCUGAACAUUUAUAUGAAGCCUCUAGAAGAACUAUUCAUAUAUAUUUGGAAAGUCGGAAGAAUUCAGUUGGUGGUGGUAAUAGUGAUGAGAGUAAGAAGGAGAAGGGGGAUAAUAAUAGUUCUACUGUGAAUCCAUUAUGGUUGAUUCAAUCAUUGACUUUGUCGGUUAUUUAUGGGUUGUUUUCUGAUAAUGAGAAUAAUGUCUAUAUUGUGAUUCGUCAAUUGAAUGCAUUGAAUUCAUUGGUUAAGACUAGUAUUAGAAGUAAUCGGGUUAUAUUGUUUAGUAUUAAUGGAGAGGAUGAAGAGAUUUAUAAUAAGUUGUCUUCUUCUGGUGGUGGUCAUGGUGGUUCUGAUGAUGCUGGUGGUAUGUCAUUAUUUUCAUGUAAUCAUAAUGAUGAAAUGAAAUUUAAGAAUAAUAUUAAUAUUCAAUCACAAGUGAGAAUUGUAUUUAUGAUUUAUCGAUUAACUAAUUUUUUGUUGAUGAUGUAUAAUGUUCCAUUAACCUUAUCCCUGAAUGAUUUGAAUAAUUUAUGUAUUUCGAAUCAAGAUGAUGAAAUAUUAUGGAGUUUUAAGAAUUAUCAAGAAUUUCAAGAAUUCGGACAAAAGAAUAAUAAGACAUUACUGAAUUAUUUAAAUUCUAGUGAACCUAUCAUAUUUAAGAAUUUAUUAUUGAAUUUAACCAAAGCUGGUAAUCCUGAUAAAACCCUUCUGCAAGAUGUUGAACAAAAGAUUAUUAAUCAAUUAUCGAAAUUAAGUAGAUAUGGUUUCAUUUGUUUGGUGCAUGGAUUAUAUGAAAUAAAGCAAUAUCAAGAAAUGAAAAAGAUUGAUGUAUUUAAGAUUUUGGAUGAAUUGGCUAAAUUCUUACCUACCAUUAAUAAUGAUUCAAGAAUUCAUAAAGAUUUUGAAAAAUUGGAUUAUGUUUUAUUAGCAAGUUAUACUAAGAUUUCAUCAUUAAUUGAUUUUAAAUUAGUUAAAGAACAAAGUUGGUUACGUAAUUUUGAAGAAUUGACCAGAAAUUUUAAUAAAGUAUUAAUUGAUAAUAGUCCUGGUAAUUCAUCUAAUCCAAUUGAUGAUUAUGAUUAUUUGAAGAUUAUUGAUUGUUGUAUGAUGAUUAUUAAGUUGGUUUUAUUUAAAUCGGAAGAUAUACCUGAUCAUCAUCAUCAGCUGCAACACACUUCUAUGGAUACAAAGUCGUCAUUUAGUACUGAUUUUGGAUAUUUGAAUAAUAAUAAUGGAAAUUUCAUUCAUGAUGAUAAUAAACAAGUCUCAGCAUUAUUCACUGAUGAGAAUAAUUUACAUGAGAAUAAAGAAAAUAGUUUGGCUAUAUUUGAAAAGAAUAUUCAUUUAAGAAUAAUUGAAGAAUUUAGUUCUUCAAGUAAUUUAGUUCAUUCACAAAUGUUAUUCCAUGUAUUUACAAUCUUGGCAAUCUUUUCAAUUUAUAUAUUAAAGAAGAAUGAAUAUAAUAAUACUGGACAUGCUGCUUAUUCUCCUGGCAACAAUAACAAUAAUCCCGAUUUAAUCUUUGCUUUGAAUCAAAGAUUUAGUAUGGUUUUGAAAUUAUUAGAAAAGAUUGAAAAUUAUCUUAAGGUCAAGCUUCAGACUGCUGCUGCUGCUGCUGCAGGUGGUGCUGGCACUAUUGCAAGUAGUAUGGCUUUGAAGUUAGAACAAGAUUUUACUAAUUUACAUUUAUACAAUGGAGGAUCUAGUACUGGUGGUGGUGAACAACCUGGUAGUGAUAAGAGUUUGGAGAAUACGAUUUAUAUUUUAAAGAUUGGUGAGAUUGUUUUGAAUUAUGUUUAUGAUUUCAAUAUUAAAGUUUGUAUAUUUAAGAAAUUGGGUGGUAGUUUGGCACAAAUUAGAAAAUUCUUGAAUGAAAAUGAAUCACGAUUAAUGGGAUAG
Molecule: messenger RNA, 4107 nt
Organism: Hemisphaericaspora subhashii
Lineage: Eukaryota; Fungi; Ascomycota; Pichiomycetes; Serinales; Debaryomycetaceae
Gene: ADR1
Product: DNA-binding transcription factor
Exons: 1
Coding region: 1-4107 (1368 amino acids)
Biological process (GO): regulation of transcription by RNA polymerase II
Cellular component (GO): chromatin
Molecular function (GO): DNA-binding transcription factor activity, RNA polymerase II-specific; RNA polymerase II cis-regulatory region sequence-specific DNA binding
Source: RefSeq, a predicted model, not a curated record